CCACACACAAGGGGGCGCUAACGCCACACGUGUUACGCCAACGGUCAAAGUCCACCUUAGAAGAAGACGGUUGCAGGUGCCUGUGGAGGUGCCUGCUUGUUUUCUGUUUGUUCGUGUCCUCUCUGCUGAAAUUACAGUUGGAAAAUACUUCCUGUUUUAAGCAGGACUAACAUAAUUCACAUUAUGAUAUCAGAGCCUCCUCCCAACGCCACACAACCAAACUCCCCUCACAGCAGGAUGGCACAGUGGGGGGCCAUAUUCUCGAUAAUCGCUGCCCUCGGAGGAGCGGCGCUGUUAUCCUCUGUGCACAAAAUUGACGAGGGACACACUGGAGUUUACUACAGGGGAGGGGCUCUGCUGACCACCACCAGCGGUCCUGGUUUCCAUCUCAUGCUUCCCUUCAUCACCACCUACAAGCCUGUUCAGACCACGCUGCAGACAGAUGAGGUGAAGAAUGUCCCAUGCGGCACAGGGGGAGGAGUGAUGAUUUACUUUGACCGUAUAGAAGUGGUGAACUACCUUCAUCAAUCAGCAGUUUUCGACAUAGUGAAGAACUUCACGGCGGACUACGACAAAGCUUUGAUAUUCAACAAAGUUCACCACGAGCUCAACCAGUUCUGCAGUGUGCACUCGCUGCAGGAGGUUUACAUCGGGCUGUUCGACCAAAUCGAUGAAAACUUGAAGCUGACUCUACAGGAGGAUCUAACAUCCAUGGCCCCUGGACUCAUCAUUCAGGCGGUCCGUGUCACAAAGCCUAUCAUCCCGGAGAGCAUUCGCAGGAACUACGAGCUCAUGGAGAGCGAGAAGACGAAGCUGCUGAUCUCUCAGCAGACACAGAAGGUGGUGGAGAAGGAGGCGGAGACAGAAAGGAUCAAAGCUAUAAUAGAGGCUGAGAAAGUGGCACAAGUGGCAGAGAUCAAAUACGGACAGAAAGUCAUGGAGAAGAACACGGAGAAAAGGAUCUCUGAAAUUGAAGAUGGUGCUUUCCUCGCCCGGAUGAGAGCCCGAGCUGAUGCAGAGUUUUAUACGUCACAGAGAACAGCAGAAGCCAAUAAGCUGAAGCUCACCCCGGAGUACCUGAAGCUCAUGAAGUUCAAGGCCAUCUCCGCCAACAGUAAGAUCUACUUUGGGUCCGAGAUCCCACACAUGUUCGUGGACUCGGGCUCCGCGGGGGGGUCAGUGAAGGCGUCUGCAGCCAUGGACAUUGUAGCCGAGCAGAUCAUGGACCUGGAUCACUAAAGAAGAAGUACCGAAGCCCUCAGGAGGAGGUGGAGGUCUGUCUGCAGGGGGAGGGGAGGGGGGCAGGAGCCUGACCCCCUGACCCAGAGAACUCCUGCUGAACAGAGCCCGUAUUUCUCAAACACCUCAGAAUAACUGCUAGAUAUCACACUGAAGGUUUUACAAGGAUUUGAUAUUAUUCUCCUACAGCAGAGCACAGGACUUGAGUUAUUGAGGUUUGCAUACACUUCUGCAUAGUUCUUAGAGAUGGUCUGGAAUCAGUCAAUUGGGUUGCAGAUAAAGCGGAUGAGAUAGCAUCAACUGUACGUGUCUAAUUAGCUCUGUUUAGCAAAAAUCUUUUCAUAUGUGCAUCUAGUGUACACAGUUCAUCUAUCAGGAAAUGACAACAAUCUGAAAUGCAAAACUACUUAUGUGUUUUUUUGGCUGCAACUGCUGAUUCUUAAAUGAUCAAUUCAUCUGCCAAUAUUUUUCUCAAUUUAUCAAGUUUUGUUAAGUCAAAAAAGCAUACUCAAAUUACUUGUUUUGUUUGACCAAAAUACCCAUAAAUAUUAGUUUACAAUGAUUCAUUACAAGCAGGGAAUCUUUUCAAUUUAGAAGCUGGAAUAAAAAACAUUACAGUUGACUGGUAUUAUUAAUAGAUCAAAAUGGAUACAAGUUAUUUCUGUAGAUUGUAGACUUUCUAUUGAUUGGCUAUAUUUAGACAAAUAGUGACUCUUCAUGUCCAGUUUAUAUUUGUCAUGCACCCACAUGCAUGUGUCCAGGGCAUUAAUUUGAAGCUGGGAUAUUUGUCAUGUAGGAAUUAUUUUAGGUGCAAUGAAUCUAAUCAGUAAUUGUUCUUGUUGCAUGCAUUUGCCAUUUGCUAACCCCUGUCCUUUAGUUACAUUAAUAAUUAGCAGAUAUACUAAAUCUAUACAUUAAAUCCUAAACAGUAAUUGUCAAGAUCAAGAAAGUUAUUAAAAUACUGGUCCCUGCUGCUCAAAGGAAGGACCACAUGUUUGUCUCUCUGAGGAUUUUAGACUUCCUAUUCUGAACUGCUUGAAAAAUACGGGCCCUCUCCAAGUAACCUCACAGUAGACGAGAGGACGAAGGAGCUAAUCGCUGCUGCCUGUCAGAUGUCACGUCAUCGCUCCUUUUGUUUGUUUAAUCUGGUGAAUAUUAACUGAGUUUGUGCAGCUGUCUGAAGUCUGCUGUAUGUGUGUGUGUAGCACUUUGUUUUUCUCUCCGUGCAUUCAGAGGGGAGAAGACAUCUGUGUGGCUGCUUAUGUUCACUGUUCAUAUCUAUUUUGCAUCAGUUUUAUUCAAAUCAGCGCCCACUUUAAACGAUUUAUGUUGUGUUAUGACAAAAACAAUUAAACAACUUUUGUACUCUAGUUUUACAGACGUGACAUAAGCUUUUCUCAAAGGGUAAUUUUCAGCAUUUUGGAUGAUUUAAAAUAACUAUUUAACGUAUAUCCUGUAGGAGUAGUUACAGGAUAUUUACACUAGUGAAUCGGCUUAUAAUUAGAUGUAUACUGAGGGACUUGAUGUAGAAAUAGUAUGUAGAAAUAGUACGUCGAAAUCGUCUGUCAUUUGUCAGUUUUGGAAAACUCAUAAUCUUUUGUAUAGAAAUCUUGGCUUGAUCAGGACCAAACAUGUUCUCAGUCUUAGAUUACUAAAAUGCAAAUGUUGACAAUAUCAUUUUGUCUCCCAGCAUUUAGCAAAUGUUAAGUUUGAAUGUUUAUACUGAGUGUUGUGGCAUUGCACAACCAAGAACACAUGGUUGUGAGUUACGACCAAGUAAUGCGUUCACAGAAACAAAUUAGCUUCAAAGUAGUAGAAUGUGGAUUCAGGCUUUGUGGGAAGCUGCGUGUUCAGACAUCGAGGCUGCCACUUAGUUUGUUGGGCACACACUUUCACACGAGAGAAAACAUUUUGGAGUUUGAAGCUAAAUGUCCUGUGUCCAAAAUUAACCUACACCCAACUUCUAAACAAACAGUGAUUAUGUUAUGUGUUAUUGACCCUGCUCUUUGUUGUCGUUUGAAGCUAGUCUUAAAGUCCCUUUCCGUUUUUAUUUUAAUACAAAUGUCUCUAAUUGAUUGAGAUUUAACAAUGACUUGAAACGCAAAGGUAUUUGCACUGAUUUCAAUUGUAAAUAUGCAAUCAAGAUAUUGUCAUUUGGCAAUAAAGAACUGUGGGUUAUACUUUGACUAAUUAAUGGCAUUAUUAAGAGUUGUAUUUACAAUGCAGGUCAAAUGGGACUUGUAGGAUGUGUGUCAUUAAAAGUGUAUUCAAACA
Messenger RNA from Trematomus bernacchii (emerald rockcod), 3513 nucleotides. RefSeq names its product ER lipid raft associated 2 (gene erlin2). Bases 184 to 1239 code for a protein of 351 amino acids. The transcript is spliced from 13 exons. Lineage: Eukaryota; Metazoa; Chordata; Actinopteri; Perciformes; Nototheniidae. The record is from RefSeq and is a predicted model, not a curated record. Gene Ontology annotation, cellular component: endoplasmic reticulum membrane; endoplasmic reticulum. Gene Ontology annotation, molecular function: cholesterol binding; ubiquitin protein ligase binding. Gene Ontology annotation, biological process: SREBP signaling pathway.